AAAAAACGAAUAAAAAUACACAUAUAUAAAUAGUAGGCCUUGAAAAACAAGUUCCCCCAUUUGCUUAUUCUUGUGUAGUCACAGCACUGUGAUGGAUAGAGGAGAUGACCAAAGAUCCCUACUCAUUUUAUUUUCAAUAUAUUAAUAUAAUGUUACUGUAUUAUUCAGUAAUGGCUCAACUCAGUCUCACAACAUGGCAGUCUUUAUAAUCAUAUAUUUGAUAAAACUAGACUUGAUAAAACUAGGUUUCUUGUAAAUGUGGUUCUGUGAAAUAAAGAUAUGAUCAAUUCAUGUUUCAUAAGCUCCGUAUACGUAGCACCUAAAGGCUUUGAAACCUUGUUCUUGAUGUGGGGACACCCAUUAGAAUGCAUGUACCUUUAACAACAUCUAACUUCGCCAGUCUGCCUUAAAGAGCCAGGCAUGUGCCAGUGAGUGCCUCCCCAGAUUUCCCCACAACAAACUGCCUCUCAGCCUUCUUAAGGUGGACCGCCAGAGAUGCACUUCACCAAUGGGCUACGUCUAGUUGGUGCUAGACAUGAACGGGUUAAUUCCCACACUCUCAAUACUGUUCUCUCCAUGUGAUUUUGUGAUUUGACCACUGACUGUAUAUUUGACAUAAUUAUGUUUAUAGUUAGUGUGCUCAUCUAUAGAGCCUGUAUUGACCCUCUGAAAAGAUACUACAUCAGAAAGGGCACUCGGUAUGGAGCACUGACACUGAGAAGAAGCGGUUGGGUGUUUUGGCUGCUGAAAUAAGGCACCAUGUCGACAGAAGCGGCUCAACUGAAGGCAGUGGACAACGAACCUCCAUUUUAAAGGAGUUAGACUUACUGUUAUCGGAUUGGCAAACAACAAAGUCUUCAGUCAAAUCUUGGGGAUCACCUUUCUCUAUGAACCUAGAAAAAACAUCUAUUAAAGAAGGUUACGGGACAGUGGACGACCACAGUGAUGAAGACCUUCAAAAACCUGUUAACAUAAUUGUUGUUACUUCAAAGACCAACCAGAAUCCAGGGCCUACAGAGAGCUGUUUGUUUGGAGCAAGUCCUUGUUUAAUUCCCACUAGUUUCAAUGGCACGAGCCUGGUCUGGGAUGACAUGAAACGCACCCUGGCAUUUGCUUGGGAGCUUCAUGUCUUUGGAUCUGCCAGUCUUUUCUUACUGCUGAUGCUGCUAGGAGUUUUAGGAAUGUUUUAUGUGCAUACACUCCCUCCACCUCUACGUGAAGUCCUGAUUUUGACAAACAGUCUUGUGGUCAUCAGUGCCUCUCUUCGUGGAGUCCUGCUUCUUCUGGAUCCAUAUGGGACCCGACAGAUUCUAUCUCGAGCUUCAUUUACUGCUCUGCACAAUGUUUCUGUGCACCUUUUGCUUUGGGCACAGACCUCGCUGGCCCUACUUACACUACGAGGAAUGACACUACUGUUUUUCCAGUUAGAUGUGCAGCAUUGGUGGGUGGUUGGUGCACUGGGGCUAGCACAUUGUAUGCCGUUAGUAGUUGCAGAUCUUUAUCCCUCAGCUAUAUCACAUGCGCUUCCACUUUUACUACAAAGUCUGUCAUUGUGUUGGGGUAUCCCCUUGGGUUUAGGCACUGUCAUGAAGUCACUCUCUAAUUUACCACAGUUUUUAAGGUCCUCUUUACCACAAUGGAUGCCCUCUUACAGGGCAGAAAUGUGUGCAAAAAGGGUGACUGCAGCCUGUGCUGUCCUUGGGGUUCUGAGCAGCACUCUCCACAUGUAUAGCAUCCUCUGGCUUUAUGGACUACUGGGGAACUGGAAACGCUUUGGCUGGGGCUGGUGGCUCUGUCAGUUUUGGGGAAGAAUUUUAGAGUUAUUUUGGUGUUUAUCUCUCAUUGUCUUGGGGCUCUGGAUUUCCUGCACAAUAUCAAGAGGCCAUUCAAAAAGCAAAUGUAAACCUUGUAAAGAUGUAACAGUGCUCAACAAGGUGCUUUCUCAGUUUAGAAAAGGACCACUGAGAAAACCUGAGAAAACUUGGGAAGAACUAAUGCCAAACAACUGGUCAAAGUAUAAACUGUCACGAGCAGGAAUCAGCAGUGCAAUGGCCACACAUGAUGACCACUCAUAUAAGUCAGAGUACACUGAUCCAGUUAGCACCACCAGUUGUGACUCUCAGGCAGCAGUACUGUGGCAGAACAUUAGUGAACGAGAAUGUGUCUUGUCCUUAAUAGAUUUUAAUAUGGUGCCUCCUUCUCCCAUUAAUCUGAGAUGCAGCAUUGACAACGCCCUGAUGUCUAGAAGUCUGUUCAUAGCUCCUCCUCCCUCCUGGACUCAGUCUGUCACAGACAUGCUUCCCCCUGCUUACUCCAGCUUCAGCUGGCCCAUGGAUACUGAGUCUAUCACUGCAUCUCUGGAUCACUUUCAGACCAGUGAGUCUCCCUGGUUUACCAGAGACCAUAACAAUAGACCCACAGCAGACACUGAAGAUGAACUCAGUUCUGAACUCUGUUCCAGUGUGAAUCAAUAUGAGAUAUCUGAUGAUGAUAUUAGAAACAUAUAG
Messenger RNA from Boleophthalmus pectinirostris (great blue-spotted mudskipper), 2507 nucleotides. Its product is annotated as proline-rich transmembrane protein 3-like. Bases 888 to 2507 code for a protein of 539 amino acids. Lineage: Eukaryota; Metazoa; Chordata; Actinopteri; Gobiiformes; Gobiidae. The record is from RefSeq and is a predicted model, not a curated record. The transcript has 3 exons.